This is a messenger RNA of Hypomesus transpacificus, 3934 nucleotides long. It is a transcript of the gene trim35-13, whose product is annotated as tripartite motif containing 35-13. Lineage: Eukaryota; Metazoa; Chordata; Actinopteri; Osmeriformes; Osmeridae. The record is from RefSeq and is a predicted model, not a curated record. The transcript has 6 exons. The coding region runs from base 1562 to 2971 and encodes 469 amino acids. Gene Ontology annotation, molecular function: protein binding; zinc ion binding.
CCAAGGGGCUUACUAAAGCCUGCUUCACUAAUUCUGUGUUGUGGGGAGUCCACAUCCCAUCCUUUAAAUACUUAAACAGAACCUUUUGGCCCUCAUCACACCGUCACACCUGUCCCUGUUCUUGACUCAUGUCACAUACUCUUGUGACCCCUCUCUUCUUUCUCGAUUGUAGAAAUGCAUGCAAUUGUGUCCAACUCUUUCAACGUUGCUUAAUUCAUGCCCAUUGGUUCUGCGGGCUGACAUUCUACUGAGCUUGGAUCAGGAUGGUUGACAAGGCUGACACCGAAAUAACAAGGAUCCCUGACAAGUCACUGUACGACAGCUGGGUGAAGAAGGCCUGGUGCAGAUGCAUACAGAUGUCUAGCUACUGCUGCCAGAAAGGGGCAGUCACAUGAGUCCUCCCACUGCUGAAUAAUGGGGAGAUCUUCCUUGUCUUGUGUGUUCCUCUGCUGUGUUUCCAAUCCUGGAACCCCUCUCCAUGGUUCUCUGCUCUAAAAAUAGGCCCUCUGGUUACGCGUUUGAUAUUUCAUCUGUCUCUUUAACAUCCCAUUGUGGCUCACUUACACACACAAGAGUGCCUGGGUCUCAUGGCUCAUUACUAGCUUGGUCUUUCAAAAAAGGAUCCAUCCAUUGCUCUGUUCUAAGACUUAUGAGUAGAAAAACAUAGAAUAAUAUCUCAAAAUAUCUGACAGGAUCUGUACAUUUACAGCAUAACUUCAAAACAAACAAAAAACAUCCAGUACCAUACUCAUUAAUAUAGCACAAUAUCAAAAUACCUAGGAUGGUGCUUACCCUCUGCAAAAUUUUAAGAAGGAUCUACAUUCACCUUACAGCAAAUAUGGGAGUGUAUUACAUGUCUUACUGUGUGACUCCUUAAGAAGACCAUUGACCAAUCACUCAAAUGUUAAAAAUAGACCAUGGCCAAGUCCAAACCUGGGUGUGAGAAAAUGUUCCAAGGGUCAGUGGUGGGGCAUUUUCCUACCCAGUCUACGCAAUAGGCGCUCUCCAUCUAAUAAUACCUUAAUAAUAACAAGCUUAAUAUGUGGUUAUUGUUUUUUUCCGUUUCUUCAAUUGACCACCUUAUUCUUGCUGACCCGAUUAUUUUCCUGUCUUACAACCUACCUGAGACUAUAUCACAAAAUGAAAGGAAUUUAUCAGUCAUCAAGUCACAGCUCUUUAAGUGUCUGUAUCAUCAGAUAACUUUUUGAAAAUGGCCAAACAGUCCUGCCCAUUUUUAUUCCAAAAAAUAUUUUCAACAACAAGGUCAGUUAUUAGAAAAAGCUGUCCCAUCCACAACUAAAAAAAGGACUUACGGAAGGCUCGUAGUAAUCUCUGACAUGUCCUGGAUAUUUUCUCCAUUCUGCCAUUGAAAUGGUACCUGCUCCGGUCCUUGAAAGACUCCAAGCUCCUUGUCAAUUCAGAAGACAUUCCUGUAGUAUCCCAUAAAUGGACGCUUGUUUUCCAGCAACAAGGACGUUUGGAAGAGGUGAAUCUGCCGUGGUGGGAGGAGCAGGGAAACCUUAUCUGACCUUGCUGAACUGGUAACCACCUCAGAGGAAAGAUGGCAACCAGACAGUCUCUCCAUGAGGACAAACUCUCCUGCCCCAUUUGUGGAAAUAUUCUGAAGGAACCUGUUUUGCUUUCCUGUAAACAUAAGUUUUGUAAAGCUUGUCUGAAGGACUGCUGGGAGACUCAGGGCGGGAAGGAGUCUCACUGCUGUCCCCUCUGCUUGCGUCGUUCCUCCAUGGACGAGAUUAUAGUGAGCACUAUGCUGGAGAAGUCCUGUGAAUCCUACAGGGAAUACAAAAGGAAUGAUGAUCCUCUGGCAUGUAAGAUGCAUGGAGAAAAGCUCACAUGGUUCUGCCUGGAGGACUUGGAGCCCACUUGUGGAGUGUGCCAGGCGACUGCAGCGCACAAGGGGCACAGACUCUACCCUGUUGAGGAGGGUGCACUUGACUGUAAGGAAGAACUCAAGAGUGCAUUGAAGCCACUCAAGGAGAAGCUGAAGCUGUACAAGAAGGCUAAGCUUGCUUGUGAUCAAACAACAGCGCAUAUCAAGAACCAGGCAGAGCAUACAGAGAGGCAGAUCAAGGAUGAAUUUGAGGCUUUACACCAGUUUCUCAGAGACGAAGAGGCAACUCGACUGACGGAACUCAAGGCUGAGGAGGACCUGAAGUGUCAGACGAUAAACAUGAAGCUUGAGGAGAUGUCGAACGAGCUCACGUCCCUCUCCAAUACAAUCAGGAUCGUGGAGCAGGAGAUGAGAUCUCCGGACAUACCGUUCCUGCAGAACUACAAGGAUACUAUUAAGAGAACCUGGCGCAAGCCCCUGGAUCCACAGGUAAUCUCCGGAGCCUUAAUCGACGUGGCCCAGCACCUGGGCUCCCUGAAGUUCCACAUCUGGGACAACAUGAAGCGCAUCGUUUCAUACACCCCCGUGAUUCUGGACCCCAACACGGCGGCGUGCUGCUUCGUCCUGUCAGAGGACCUGACGGUGGUGCAGUGCGGCGCCCAGAUCUUCAAGCUGCCGGACAACCCCGAGCGCUUCGACAUCAGCGCCGAGCUGCUGGGCUCCGUGGGCUUCCGCUCCGGCCGCCACAGCUGGGAGGUGGAGGUGAAGGACAACUCCUAUUGGGUGGUGGGCGUGGCCAGCGAGUCCAUCAACAGGAAGGGCAAGCACGUUCUGACACCGUCGGAGGGAUAUUGGACGAUACGGUUUCGCAACGGCGAGCAUAAGGCCUGCACCGCCCCUUGGGAAGACCUGACUAUGAAACAAGAGCCGCAGGUGAUCAGGAUUGUGCUGGACAUGGACAGGGGCAAGUUGACCUUCUACGACCCUCGGGAGCGGACGCCCCUCUACGCGUUCUCUGACCUCAUCAUACCAAGGGCGUUCCCUUAUUUCUGCACGGCCUGUAAGGAGCACCCUCUGAAAGUCCUGCCUACGAGGCUGUCCGUUUCCGUGGAGAUGUAGGGCGCCUGCAUGGAGCGUCAACAGACAGAAAUGAGUGGAAAAAAACCCUACUACCUUACUAACAACAGGGUUUGUACUACCUAGAGGUGAAUAUCAGAAGUCAUUUAUGAAUGAAGCAUGUUUAGUCGAUACUUAUUUGUCUUGACCUGUGUGAGAAUGGUGUGUAUUUUAUCAAGUCAAAAAAGCUCAGGAAUAAGCUAAAUUAGAACUAGCUUUUAAAUAUUUAAAGGUAAACGUUGUCUCUUUAAAAUAUUCAUUUAUUGCAUUACACCCAAACAUUGCUUGAAGGGCAGAGCAAGUAUAUUAUUACUAUUCACAAUCAGUCAUAGUAACAAUGUUACUCUACAGGAAAAACACAGUUACAAUAAUUUAGCAAUUUUAAGUAAGCUUUUCAGCAUGAAUGCAAGAAAUUGUUAUGAACCGAUAACCUUCUUGGCUGAAGUUCUCUCUUGGACAGCAUGAAGACAAAAGACUUUAGGACACCAUGGGCACCAAAGUAAGGCACAUCAUAUUGUGAGAAUAAUCAUGUUAGAGAACAAAUCGGCCAUUACUUCAAACAUGAUAAAGAGUCGAUUUAGUUUUAUGCAAUCUUCCAAUCAAAAAGAUUUAGUGUUGUGGGAAACGUGGGCGUUUGCGUGUCAUGUGGCUUCCCAUAAUGAAGCUCACAGUCUCACUAACUAACACAGUAACUCACUCGAACAUGGACAGUCAAGUAUUUCCUAAAUCUGAACUAAACUGUGCUUGUAGAACAUAACUGCAAGGUCGGAGGCAUUUCUGUUCAUGAAGAAUCUGUAACUAAGGUGCCUCAUGCUUUGCCUUUUGCUCGCCUUCUAAUCAGCAGAUCUGCUCCUUCUAACAGCAUAACCGCUUCAAGUAAGACCCACAGAAUCCAAACUUUAAGUGCAUUGUAGCUCAAAGGCUUAGCGGUGUUCAUUUGGCUAACUGAGGAAUUUAAAAAAUAAA